Molecule: messenger RNA, 488 nt
Organism: Solanum tuberosum (potato)
Lineage: Eukaryota; Viridiplantae; Streptophyta; Magnoliopsida; Solanales; Solanaceae
Product: calcium-binding protein CML38-like
Exons: 1
Coding region: 3-335 (110 amino acids)
Molecular function (GO): calcium ion binding
Source: RefSeq, a predicted model, not a curated record
GCAUGAAGGCGGUAGGAGGUGAACUGACGAUGGAGGAGGCGGAGAUGGCUGUGAGGCUAUCGGAUUCUGAUGGGGACGGGUUGUUAGGGUUGGAGGAUUUUACGAAGUUAAUGGAAGGAAUGGAGGAAGAGAGGAAUAAAGAGAGUGAGUUGAUGGGAGCAUUUGGAAUGUAUGAAAUGGAAGGAUACAUUACUCCUAAGAGCUUGAAGAUGAUGUUGAGUCGACUCGGCGAGUCAACCUCCAUUGAUAAAUGCAAGGUUAUGAUAAGGAGAUUUGAUAUCAAUGGAGAUGGAGUUCUUAGCUUUGAUGAGUUUAAAAUUAUGAUGACAAGUUAAGAAGAGUUUAGAGAGAAAUAUUUGUGUAAAUAUGAUUCUUGAGAUCAAAUAAUUCAUUGAGAUUUUUUCAUUUCAUAUUUGUAAAGUUACUCCCUCCAUAUUUUAUGAAUUGGAGCACGUAUUACUUCUUUGUUUAUUAAAUUAUUCAUCGAA